CACUUUCAACUUUCAAGUCGUCAUCGUCUCUCUCUCUCUCUUCGCUCUCCCCGUUCUUGAGACUCUCGAUUUCUUCUUCAGAUCUGUCGACUCUUCCUUUUCUUGAAUCUUCUCCAGAAUCUAUGCUUACAUAGACAUCGCUGUAUCUUUCGAUUCCACAAGCCCUAGCUCCGGCGAUCUUGAAUCUGCUAAAUCCAUGGCGUCUUCGCCUGGUAACACUAACACUCACAAUCCUCCUCCGUUCGAUACCAGUAAUUUCUUCAAACCCCCUCCAAACCUUUUUCCUACGCCCCCGGCUUCUUAUCCUCCACCUACGGGGCCUUUCCUCCACAACCAGUACCACCACCAGCUCUACAUGCCUCCGGGUAUCGCCGGCCAACUGUCUCCGGCGGCACAGACUCAACAGCAGCAAGAUGCGCCUCUGGCUUCCCCCUCCGCCACCGCUGCUAAUCUUCACCCGCAGAGAUCGCUUUCUUAUCCUAGGCCACCUCUCAACCUCCAACCGCCCCGAGCGAACCUCAACCCAGGCACGCACAUCCUCUCUCUCCUCAACAAUAACAAUGGCGGAAGCGGCAACAACGGCGCCACUGCCAAUCAAGAUCCGUCGCUUCAGCACCCGGGGCUGCAACCCCACGAGAUCACGCGGCCGUUCCCGGGCGGUCCGGUUCCUAUCCGUGCCCAGAGCUGUAAGCUGCCCAAAGGAAGGCGCAUGGUCGGCGAGCAUGUGGUGUACGACGUGAACGUAAGAUUGCAGGGAGAGAUUCAACCUCAACUCGAGGUGACUCCGAUUACCAAAUACGGGUCCGAUCCCCAGCUUAUAGUCGGUCGACAAAUCGCGGUGAAUAAGGUCUAUAUAUGCUACGGUCUGAAGGGAGGGAACAUUCGGGUUCUCAACAUAAACACCGCAUUGAGAUCUUUGUUCCGCGGCCAUACUCAGAGAGUAACGGACAUGGCAUUCUUUGGCGAGGAUGUCCAUCUGUUGGCUAGUGUUAGUCUGGAGGGAAAAGUUUUUGUAUGGAAAAUUUCUGAAGGGUCAGAGGGAGAGGAUCAGCCCCAGAUAACUGGAGAAAUAGUUCUUGGUGUUCAGAUAUUAGGGGAGGAGGAUGCAAAACAUCCACGUGUGUGUUGGCACUGUCACAAGCAGGAAAUUUUGGUUGUUUCAAUUGGAAAACACGUGUUACGGAUUGAUACUACCAAAGUUGGCAAGGAUGAAGUAUAUUCAGCGGAGGCUCCACUUCAGUGUCCCCUUGAUAAGCCUAUUGAUGGCAUCCAGAUUGUUGGUAAUCAUGAUGGAGAAGUUACUGAUGUGUCAAUGUCCCAGUGGAUGAAAACUCGCUUGGUUUCUUCUUCAGUGGAUGGCACGAUUAAGAUAUGGGAAGACCGUAAGGCACAACCACUUGCAGUUUUAAGACCGCAUGAUGGUCAUCCAGUCAGUUCAGCAACAUUCCUUGUAGCUCCCGAGAGACCUGAUCACAUCAUACUUAUCACGGGGGGUCCUCUAAACCGAGAAAUGAAAAUUUGGGUAUCAGCUGGUGAAGAAGGGUGGCUCCUACCUAUGGACGCUGAAUCAUGGAAGUGCACCCAGACACUUGACCUAAAGAGUUCAGCUGAGCCACGAGCUGAAGAGGCGUUUUUCAACCAAGUCGUAGCAUUGCCUCAAGCAGGCUUACUUCUACUUGCAAAUGCAAAAAGGAACGCCAUUUAUGCUGUGCACUUGGACUAUGGUUCUUGUCCAGUUGAGACAAGGAUGGAUUACUUGGCAGAAUUUACAGUCACUAUGCCUAUAUUGAGUUUUACAGGGACAAAUGAUCCUCCUGAUGAGCAUAUUGUCAAGGUUUACUGUGUUCAGACUCAAGCUAUCCAACAAUAUACUUUAGACUUAUGCCAGUGCUUGCCACCUCCUAUAGAGAAUGUGGGUUUGGAGAAGUCAGAUUCAAGUGUCUCGCGGGAGGUGAAUCCUGCUGAUGGUACAUCAGACGCAGCUGGACAAAAGCUUACAGAACUCUCUUCAGUGGACUCAAUGCCCAAACCUGUUCAAGUAAGUAGAUCGGACAGUGUAAAUGCUAUUAGGUUUGCAGGGAGCUCUGCAUCACUGGAGACCACACCACAAGAAGUCGUUCCAACCAAUAGUGAACCUAAAACGUAUGGUCUUCCAUCUGCUACCAGUGAUACUGAUAUUGGGUAUGCUCCUUACCCACCACUUCCUCUAAGUCCUAGGCUGUCACAGAAACUUUCUGGUUAUUGUGCUCCAGGAAAUACCUUCGAGCCAGCACUAUCUCAGGGUGACAUUCGUGAAAAACCAUCAGCCACUGAUUAUUCCGUUGACAGACAAAUGGAAGUUGGUCGAAAAAGUUUGUCGGAUGUGUCUUCUGUAGAUGAUGGUUCAAGGAGUGAUGAAAAGAAGGUCACACUUGAUGAUCUAUCUGUGAUUCGAAGCCCACCUGUUGUGUUCAAACACCCCACUCAUCUUGUAACUCCUUCAGAGAUAUUGAUGGGUGUUUCAUCUGCUGAAGCCACCAGUACUACUGAAGGCAAGAGAGAUAAAGACGCAAGUCUUCAGGAUGUUGUGAAUACUGAUGUGGGUAGCUCAGAGGUGGAGGUUAAUGAAGUAGGUGAAGCGAGAUCAUCUCAGAAUGAUGAAAUUAACUAUCGCGAUGAAACUGAUGACCGUGUUUCAGAAAAUAGACAAAAAACUUUCUGUUCCCAGGCCUCAAAUCUCAGCACUGAGAUGGCAAGGGACUGUCAUGCUGUUAUGGAGGAGAGUUAUGCUCCCGAGGAAUCAAAGACACAUGGCCAGUCUUCAGAAGCUGUGGAGGAAGGAGGUCUUGACUCAGGAGGUGCAUCUCGAAAGCUUCCUGAGGUUUCACAAAAUACGCUUCCACAGCCAGCAGCUUCUAACAAAGGGAAGAAACAGAGGGCUAAAAGUCCACAGGGUUGUGGUUUGUUGUCUACAUCAUCAAAUGCUGACUCUUAUAAUGAAGGUCGAAACUCAAGUCUUCCAACUUCUGAGUCUCUACUGCCUCAAUUCCUGGCUAUGCAAGAGACAAUUAGUCAGGUAAUGGCUUCACAGAAGGAGAUGCAGAGACAACUAUCGAAUGCUGUCAAUGGUCCUAUCACUAAAGAAGGUAAAAGACUAGAAGUAGCUUUAGGAAGAAUGAUAGAGAAAGUCACCAAAGCGAACAGCGAUGCUUUAUGGGCUCAUUUUCGAGAGGAGACGGCUAAAAAUGACAAAACAUUGUGUGACCACACACAGCAAAUGGUGAAUACUAUGACGAACUUCAUGAGCAAAGAAUUGAAUUCUGUGUUUGAGAAAGUGGUGAAGAAAGAAUUUGCUGCAAUCGGACCGGCUAUAACCCGUGCAGUAACACCUGCUAUUGAGAAAACAGUAUCGUCAGCAAUCACCGAGUCCUUCCAGAGGGGAAUUGGUGAUAAGGCAAUCAAUCAGCUCGACAAAUCUGUUAAUUCAAAACUUGAAGCGACUGUAGCCAGACAAAUUCAAGCGCAAUUUCAGACCACUGGCAGGCAAGCCCUCCAGGUUGGUGAGGCUCUCAGAUCGAGUCUGGAGGGUUCAGUUAUCCCUGCCUUUGAGAUGUCAUGCAAGACCAUGUUUGAGCAAGUAGACGCAACCUUCCAGAAAGGCAUUGCUGAGCUCACAAGUGCUGCCCAGCAACAGUUUGAAGCUUCACAUUCUCAGCUUGCUCAUACUUUAAGGGAAACCAUUAACUCUGCAUCGUCAGUUGCACGGACGCUGACUUGUGAAUUAUCCGAUGGUCAGAGGAAACUGAUCGCUCUUGCAGCUGCUGGAGCAAACCCGAGUGGAUCAAAUCCCUUGGUCACUCAACUAAGCAGCGGACCUUUGGGUCCCCUCCUUGAAAAGGUGGAGGCACCUUUGGACCCAACAAAGGAAUUAUCUGGGCUGGUAUCAGAGCGCAAAUACGAGGAAGCUUUCACCUCUGCUCUACAGAGGAGUGAUGUAUCUAUAGUCUCCUGGCUAUGCUCGCAGGUGGAUGUACACGGACUGCUGAGGAUGGAGCCGCUUCCGUUGAGCCAAGGGGUACUGCUGUCACUGCUGCAGCAGCUGGCGUGUGACAUAAACAAGGAGACGACGAGAAAGCUGGGGUGGAUGACUGACGUGUUGGCAGCCAUAAACCCUUCUGACCAGAUGAUUGCCCUUCACGCCCGACCCAUCCUGGAGCAGGUCUACCAGAUCCUCCACCACCACCACCACCGCUCCGCUCCUGACCAAUCCUCCAUCCGCUUUAUCAUGCACGUCAUCAACUCCAUGCUCAUGAGCUGUAAAUGAUUGUAACGUCAACACCUCUCUCUCCUGCAUUACACAUGCUUUUGUGUCUUUGUUUGCCUUCAUAUCUGCAUCAGUGAUCACAUAGGAAUACCUUUUUUUUUGUGUUUUCUUUUUCUUUCUUCUUCCCAAUUUUGGCUUUAAAUGUAAAAUCUGACGGAGUCUCCUUCUUAUAUAUUCCUCUGGGAAACGGAUAUUUCGGGUAAAACCAAACAGAAACAAGACAAAGAUGUCUGUUCAUCUUCUCUUCCUUUUGAGGAGGAGAAGCCGAGCUGGUCUGUCUCUGUCCAUAUCCCAUUUUCUACCA
This is a messenger RNA of Tarenaya hassleriana, 4607 nucleotides long. RefSeq names its product enhancer of mRNA-decapping protein 4-like. Lineage: Eukaryota; Viridiplantae; Streptophyta; Magnoliopsida; Brassicales; Cleomaceae. The record is from RefSeq and is a predicted model, not a curated record. Gene Ontology annotation, biological process: deadenylation-independent decapping of nuclear-transcribed mRNA. Gene Ontology annotation, molecular function: protein binding. The transcript is spliced from 12 exons. The coding region runs from base 197 to 4303 and encodes 1368 amino acids. Gene Ontology annotation, cellular component: P-body.